Messenger RNA from Topomyia yanbarensis, 1900 nucleotides. RefSeq lists its product as uncharacterized. The coding region runs from base 229 to 1827 and encodes 532 amino acids. The record is from RefSeq and is a predicted model, not a curated record. Gene Ontology annotation, molecular function: protein binding. Lineage: Eukaryota; Metazoa; Arthropoda; Insecta; Diptera; Culicidae. The transcript has 2 exons.
UCAUUCUACAUGUCACUGUUGUUUGUUUAUCUCCAUAUUAAACUGAAAUCAAAAAAUCUGCUUGUUAUCUUCGUAAAAAACUAGUUCCUGUAAACCUGAAACAAUUCUUCCAGUUCGCCAUGUAGAUUCGGACAUUUAAUCGCGACGUGGUGUCAGUAGUAUACAAUACAAUCUGUCUAUUUAACAAACAGCAUGUCGUUCCGUUUCACCUGUUCUAUAUUGUAGGAAAUGUCCGACUACGAGCUCCUGCCCUUUGAGAUUUGCUGUAUGAUCUUCGACUUCCUGAGCGUAGCAGAUUUGAAGAAUGUAUCGCUCACCUGUCGCCGUUGGUGUCAUAUCAUUUUCUCCGAUAGAUACAUUCGACGAUUCAUGCUUAGAAUCAAUCUGCACCGAUCGGAUCAUUCCAUGCUGUCGAAUUCGGCAGGAUCGCCGAUUGUGUCUGAUCGAUCUCGCGUUUAUGUGCCUAGUUCCUUCUCAUGUUCACUCUACCAGCGAUGUCGGAUGAAUAAGACCAAGUCCAAGUGUGAACUCCGUCAGAUGUCAUUGGUGUUGAGACGCUCCUGUCGCCACUACAGCAACAUAACAUUCGUGUGCGACAACCGAAGCGAGUUCACGGAUAACGUUUUCAAUGUCAUACUGAAUCUACUGAGACCGAACGGGUUGGAGCGGGUGGAGAUUCUGAAAAUUAUUCUUUCCUCCAAUUUGAAUGUUCUAGUUACGAUACUGAAUAGUGCCAUUAGAAAUAUGAUAAGGUUGAAGAGUUUUCAUCUGAUUUACGAUCCGCAGCGAAGGCUUCAGUGCGGUGAUCAAGUUCGACCGUGCGUAGUUAUCGAGAGUCCGACCAUUACGCACAUUGAGCUGAAAUCGGUCAUUCCGGAGCAGAUACGACUGCCGAAGCUGCACUCGUUGAACGUUAGUCUACAACCAGGGAUAGCAGGGAUAAUCGAGAGCGUGGCAGAUAAUCUAACCACUUUGCAGCUUCAGCUAGACUGUACCACGGCCAACUGUGGCGAGGAAGAGAUAUACGCUCUUUCGCUCGAUCGGCUGAAAGUACUGAAAUUAAGUCGAGGUAUCAUGAACGAAUUCAGCUUCCCAAUCCCGAUUAGCUCAAACAGACCGGGUCUCAAACUGCGAUUCUUCCGUCACUUGAAUAAACUGGAGAAACUGAUCCUGGAGGAAAAGUACACGGCAGAGAACAUCUUUCUCGCUAUAUGCGAAACUUCGCGCAAUCUCGUAGAGCUCAAAAUCGAUCACCUCAAGGUCAUCAAUUGCACCGUUCUUGAUAAACUGUCCCUUUUGCAAAAUCUAAAAAUACUUGCCUUGCCGAACAUAUAUUCCUCGCACGAGAUCUCCUUUCACUACGUCUACCUGCCGAAGCUGGAAAGCCUCCAUCUGGAGAUCUUUAAAGAUUCCUCGCACUCAUUCAGUAAAUUCGUCAAUCUGAAACGUCUGACAAUCGGGUCGUAUUCGUCGCAGGCUCCGGAAGUGAUCGACAUCAUUUCGAUGUACAUCCAGCAGUUACGUGAGCUGCGCCUAUACUUUCUCGACUAUGCCGGUGUUCCGUCACGUACAUUCCGCAAGCUAGCCUAUCUGGGGCAGCUACGAAAACUGGAGCUAAUUAAGGGCCAUCUGCGGCGAGAUGUUUUCGGUCGCUGUCCACCGGGAUUGAGCGAGCUGGAAUCAAUCGUUUUCAACUUCUGUCAGCUGGAUACGGAGCACUUUGAUGGGUUGCGGGAAAAAUUUCCCAAACUGAAGGAUGUUCGCUUCGAGGACUGCCUGGUGCGCGGUCAGAUGCCCUACUCUGAGGUGAGGUUGAGUUAUCGUUAAGUUAUAGUAGAUGUAAAGAAGAGGUUUUUCAGAUUUUAUCGUUAAUAAAUUUUUGUUAAUGCUAAUCGUUGAA